Otolemur garnettii (small-eared galago) is the source of this 2125-nucleotide messenger RNA. RefSeq lists its product as uncharacterized. The record is from RefSeq and is a predicted model, not a curated record. NCBI's taxonomy places the organism in Eukaryota, Metazoa, Chordata, Mammalia, Primates, Galagidae.
CCACUGCAGAGACUGCACUGCGGUCCCUCUUCCAGCCCGAGGCCGUCGGGGGCCCCUCGGGGGACAGUCUCAGUUUUGUGCCGUUAUUUAAAGAAUUCUCUCCACGUUUUUGUAUCAGGAGGCACCAUCGGCACUUCCUCCUCCCUCACCCCCCAGUGCCAAGAAGGUGGACCAGCCUGCCUUUCCUUACUGGUGCCCCCUCCUCCCCAGCCAUGGCGCCUGGACCUGGCGAGGAUGCUGCCAGCUGAGCGGACUGAUAACCAUAAGAGUUUGUACAUAGUGUAUAUUGCUCUAACCAGCCGCACACCUCGUCUUGCUCUGGCUUUUGCCUCCUUAAUGCCAACCUGCUGCAAUGGACCCUCCUUGCUCCCCUCCCUGUCCCAUUUAACCCUCAGCAGCUUCCCGAGGAGAGAGCAUCAUAUUCUAGCUGCAUCUUUGGCCAACCUACGCUGGUGAAGUGGGCUCUGUGUUGCUCAUUCUCUUCUAUAGGCUGUUGACUUCUGUCCCCAGCACACAGGGUCUUGGCCUUUUCAGGGCUGUGCAGGCUGUCUUCCUUCCCCAUUCUCCUCUGGGAACUGGGGAACACAGCCUCAAGGUAGGUCCCCAGCCCUGUGGUUCCACAGAAGUGUCAGCCCUGCCCUCUGGCCAACAGAUUUCCUGUCCUGCCUUCUAGAUGCCUCUGAGCUGCAAACCCAGAGUAGCCGUGGCUUCUAAUUUAUACGAACAUGUUUCAGUUCCAACAGAAAGGUAGGGGUCUGUUUGUGCAGAGAUGGGGCUUACAGGGGGUAUAGGAGCAUUAUUUUAACAGAUAAAGAAAAUGAAGCCAAAUUAAAUGAAUUAAGUUCUUCACAAUUAUUUUCUUUCCCUUAGGUUUGAUGGCACAGCAGUAAAAGUUGUGGCCACCCCUCUUUGGGUCCAGUGUUUUUAGAAAAAGUGAAAGGCUUCCUGUCAUGGUGGAGCUGGGCUCUUGGCUAUGUCUUGGUGGGAAUGGAGAAAGGGCCUCCCACUAGAGUUCAAGGGUCUAUAAUGCAGCACUAGGCACCUUUGCACCUGGGAUGUGGGUACCAGGGGCUGCAGGGCUGUGGGGAUGACACCCUGCACUGGGAUGGCAAGCAGCCUUGGACCACUGACAGAAGCAUUGUAGUGCAAAGAUGGCAGGAGGAUUUCUUAGCAGUGGAAAGGAAUGCCUGGGGGCCUGGGAGAAGCUAGUUUUGAUCUACUUCAGCCCCUGGAGGAGAAACCAGGGUCAUCUGCACUUGAUUACUGCUCCCUAAGCCUGGACACUUCAUUCCCCUUUCCCCUGAAAGGAUCAAGUAACCUGGGAAGAAUUUAUUUCAACACCAUAAUGUGUUUUAUCAGAUUUCCUUUCCUAGGCGAUUUCUAGGCAAAGCCCUGAUUGGACAAUCACAUCAUAGAUCACACUGCAGAUUUUCCAUGUUAACACUGUGGGUGGGUUUUUAAUCAAUAAAAAACUGGGAGUUUCUUCUCACCUGUCUCUCCACUUGCCCAAACUGCCAAAGCUGGUGGAUCUGUGUGGCAGGUCUUCACUUUGGAGCCACAGUAUGGGCCUGGGAGCUUGGUGGGCCUGGGAGCUUGGUGGGCCUGGGAAGUGGGGGGCUGUGGCACGGGAGGGGGUGGGGCAGGGCUGGAAGGGGGCAGAAGCAGGAGCUUCGUCCUCAGGACUGUUCCUGGCAAAUGGUGGGCCUUGUGGGGAUGUUCAGUGCUGGGGGCUCCUAUACUGGUGAGUGGGGGGCACACUUGCCUCUGAGCACUCAGGUGAAGCCAGUGAGGGCAUGCUUGCAAAUUCUAGCAAUAAGUGGGGUGUCCUGGGAGCAUCCAGCCCAGGCUAGAAGCCCUCAUGGUUUCUGGCAGCUGGACAUGCAGCCCCAGGUGCUGGGGUGAUUUUGGCAAUGAUGGUGUGCCUGUCCCACUGAGUGUUAAAAGCAUGAAUGGGGGGUUGGGUGGGGGUGGGGGACACGGGGCUGAACCGAUGUCCUAGUGAACCUGAUGUGAAAUUUCUGUCAAAACUUUUCAAUGGUUUGCUAGGGUUAUUUCUGUAUUGAAAGUUUCUAAUUAUGCUUUUUAAAAAAAAUACUAAAAAUAAAGGUUCAAGCUGCCAAAUUUU